Hydatigera taeniaeformis is the source of this 903-nucleotide messenger RNA. The record is from the annotation of a GenBank genome assembly. Lineage: Eukaryota; Metazoa; Platyhelminthes; Cestoda; Cyclophyllidea; Taeniidae.
AUGACCGCCCUGAUGCUGAUGGAGAAAGGUAAAGAGGUGAGGAGUUCACCGCUUCCACCGCACUAUAAUUGGAGCUACGUGAGUUCUGAGACAAUUCAGCUAAGCUGGGAUGUUCAUCGCUUAGCUCAUCUAAAACUCGAACAGCUUAAGUUAAUUGUGUUGCCGGAGAGGGCAGAAGGGAAGUAUGAAACUUUUGAUUUCCAGCUUGGAAAAGCCGAAAUUAAUGAUUUGGUCCCCGGGACAGUCUACAGCGUGUUUUUUGAACCACUGAGAAAAGGCAAGGCGUCUUUCCUAUUCUCUGGAGCACUCGAAACGCUGCCUGCAGAGUCUGCAACAGAGAAAAUCGUUCCAGUACCUCAACUUUAUUGGCAUCGUAGGAGUCACAACAGCUUUCAGCUAGUUUGGAAAGCCGAAGAACUAAUUAACCAUGGCGUGGAUCAGAUUAAAGUAGCAGCUCAACCGACCACCAGCCGUGACUCACCAAAGCUUAGCACCGCGGCCACAGCAGAUGGAGCACUCAUUCUUGACGAACUGGUACCGAGUCAACAGUACGAAGUGAUGAUGGAAGUGAUUAAAGAAAACAUCCCCAUUUUCUAUCAACUGGUCUAUCUUGAAACACGGUCAACCGCACAGGAGGUCAGUACGAUUCCUGUUGAUGGACAAAAUCCGGCAGAAUGUGCAAAAGCCUCGGAUUUGUCACCUCCUAUUUGGACACUGCCUUCCAUUGAGCCCACAGCUGUGACAACGCCUACAAGUGGGUUCCAGCAGCCACACCUCAUUGGUCCUCCUUUAAUGUACACGAAAUCACGAUUGAAAAUGCUUCUCACCACAGUUUGGGUUAAGGCAAGACAGGAAAGGAUGGAUUGUUGUGUCUCAACUGCAAACACUGUUAAAACGUAUUAA